Messenger RNA from Salvia hispanica, 3449 nucleotides. RefSeq lists its product as uncharacterized. The record is from RefSeq and is a predicted model, not a curated record. Gene Ontology annotation, molecular function: protein binding; ATP binding; protein kinase activity. Gene Ontology annotation, biological process: protein phosphorylation. NCBI's taxonomy places the organism in Eukaryota, Viridiplantae, Streptophyta, Magnoliopsida, Lamiales, Lamiaceae.
AUGGAUUCUUCCCUAUUCCACAUUGCUAUUUUAGUAUUCAUAUCAAACUCCUUUCCCCUCACAUCAUCCCAAUCACUCUCCAAUCUCACCACUGAUCAACUAUCUCUCAUUGCCUUCAAAAACUCCAUCACCUCUUCCACCUUCCUCAACAACUGGUCCACAAAAACACCUACUUGUGAAUGGAAUGGCGUCUCCUGCAGCCAAAAACACCGCCGCGUCACCGCCCUAAACCUCCCCUCCCUCGGCCUCCGCGGAACCAUCGCUCCACAUCUCGGAAACCUAACGUUCCUCCGAGUCUUAAACAUCCCCUCAAACAAUUUCGGGGGUGUCUUACCAACUGAGCUGUCGAACCUGCGCCGCCUGCAGGAGAUAAACCUCGCGGCCAACAACUUCACCGGAGCGAUUCCGCCGUGGCUGGGAGCCUUAUCCGAGCUCCGCCACAUGAAUCUCUCGGAAAACAUGUUCUCCGGCGGAAUCCCUGCUUCUUUAUUCAAUUGCUCGAGGCUUCAGAGUCUGAACCUGAGCUUCAAUGCUCUUGAUGGAAACAUCCCAAUUGAGAUUGGUGGCCUUUCUUCACUUGAAAGAGUUAGUUUUCAAGGAAAUCAGCUGUGGGGAUCCAUACCGUAUUCUUUCUUUAACAUUUCUUCGUUGAUGGUCGUCAAUCUUGGAGAAAAUAGGCUGUCGGGAAAGCUCCCACACAAUAUUUGCAGUGGUGCUUCAAGAUUGAGAAGAUUCACUGUGUAUGAGAACCAACUUGAUGGGGAGAUUCCAAGACAUAUAGGGAAAUGCAGAGAGCUUGAGCUACUGCAGUUGCAAAGGAAUAAUUUCAAAGGCGAAAUCCCGAGUGAAAUUGGGAGUUUGAGUAUGCUAAGGGGGCUGUAUCUAUGGGAAAAUCAAUUCCAAGGUAGAAUACCAAAGCAAGUUGGGAACCUCUCUUCUCUGAUGGUGCUCAACCUUGAAAAUAAUCAUUUGUCAGGCGAAUUACCAGAAGAGCUUUCCAGUUUGACAUCUCUAACAGUAAUCCGUGUGUUCAAUAAUUCCUUAUCCGGCCCUAUCCCACCCGCCAUCUUUAACAUGUCAACCUUGCAAUUGCUAAGCCUUUCACGCAACAAGUUUUCCGGCCCUCUUCCUUCCGACAUGGGGCUUACACUUCCCAAUCUCUACCACCUCGCUCUACAAAACAACCGCCUCACCGGCCCCAUCCCUGCCUCUAUCAACAACGCUUCUCUCCUCGAAGUCUUAAUCUUGCAAUCAAACUCAUUCUCCGGCCCCAUCCCCACUUUCGCUAACCUAAACCUCCUAUCCAUGUUUGUCCUAAGCGACAACAACUUGACCUCAACUCAUGAUAUGGAGUUUCUCUCUUCACUAACCAAUUCUCAGUAUCUCAACAUUAUUGAAAUAUCAAACAAUCCAUUAACAGGCGUUCUUCCUAAUUCCGUUGGGAAUUUGUCACAAUCUCUUGAGCUUUUCCAUGCGUAUGGAACUGGUAUUAGAGGUGCCAUUCCUUCCCAGAUCGGAAACUUGAUCAGUUUGAUAGCCUUAAACUUAGGAGACAAUCAGUUGAAUGGAUCAAUUCCUUCAACAAUAGGAAAUUUGAAGAAACUCGGGAGAUUACUCCUUGCUGACAAUCAAUUGCAAGGAUCUAUUCCCAUUGAUCUUUGCAUGAUGAGUAGCUUGGCGGAGGUGUUACUGAGCAACAACGAGCUGAAAGGUCCAAUACCGGAAUGUUUGGGUGAAAUGCAAUCGCUAAGAAAGAUUGAUUUUGGAUCAAACAAGUUGAAUUUCACCAUACCUUCCAAUUUCUGGGAUCUCAAAGACCUAGUUGAUCUCAACUUGUCCUCGAACUAUUUGAGCGGUCAGAUUUCACCUCAAAUCGGAAAUCUGAAGGUGAUCAACCAAAUAGAUUUGUCCUCAAAUCUAUUUUACGGUGAUAUUCCCAGCUCGAUUGAUGGUUGUCAAUCAUUAGCAGCGCUAACUUUGUCAAACAAUAACUUUGGAGGAUUCAUUCCUAAAUCACUGGGAAAUAUGAAAGGCUUGACAACACUGGAUUUAUCUAAUAACACUUUUUCUGGAUUGAUACCCAAAUCUUUACAAGAUCUCAGAUUCCUGGAGCAUUUCAAUGUGUCUUACAACAAAUUGGAAGGGGAAAUUCCGAACACGAACCAUUUUGCUAACUUUACUCCUCUAUCGUUUGUUCACAACUCUGCUCUUUGCGGAGCAGCAAGAUUUGAAGUGCUGCCUUGUGUAGAAGUUGAAGGAGGAUCAAAAUCGAAGAGUGUUGGUCGACUAAUGAAGUACAUUUUGCCUCCUCUAGUUUCAGCUAUUGUCGCAGUGGCCGUUGUAGUUUUACUCAUAAGACGACGGAAGCAUUUUAAAGUAGCAAUUCCAGUGGAUACUUCAUUAGGUAAUCCUUGGAGAAAAAUCUCAUACAUUGAACUCUCGCGAGCAACGGAUUCUUUUAGCGAGACGAAUAUGCUUGGGAGAGGAAGCUUUGGUUCUGUAUUUAGAGGGGUGUUUAAUGAUGGACUGAGUUUUGCUGUGAAGGUGUUCAAUUUAGAGUUGGAAGGCGGUAGCAAGAGCUUCGAAGUUGAAAGUAGAAUACUGAGCAAUAUUCGACACCGGAACUUAGUUCGAGUACUUGGUUGCUGUACCAAUAUGGAAUUCAAAGGGUUGAUUCUUGAAUUCAUGCCGAAUGGAAGCUUGGAGAAAUGGUUAUACUCGGACAACUAUUCUGUAGAUCUUCUACAGUUGUUGAAUAUCUCGAUAGAUGUUGCGUUAGCUCUAGAGUAUCUUCAUCAUGGCUAUACAUUCCCGGUUGUGCAUUGCGAUAUAAAGCCAAGCAAUGUGUUGCUCGAUGAGAACAUGGCUGCUCGUGUUGCUGAUUUUGGUAUUUCAAAGCUUUUUGAGGAAGGGGAGGCUAUGGUUCAAACUAAAACCUUGGCUACUAUUGGCUAUGCAGCACCAGAGUAUGGAUCAGAAGGGAAAGUAUCAACGAGUGCUGAUGUGUACAGUUUCGGAAUAUUAUUGUUGGAGAUGUUUACAAGAAAGAAGCCUACAGAUGAUAUGUUUGAUGGGGAAAUGAGUUUGAAAGAAUGGGUGAGUGAAGCAGUAGAAGCGGAUGCAAUCGAUCAAGUGUCGGCCUAUGGUAUGCUAUCAACAGAAAAGGAAUGUGUGACAUUUAUUUUUAAAUUGGCGAUGAAAUGUUUAGCUAUUUUACCGAAUGAAAGAAUGGAUAUGAGUCAAGUAGUAGGAAAUUUGCAAAAAAUAAAAGCCGAAGUGGUGGCAGGCCAAACCCAAAGGGGUAGACAACAUGCCAUUACCAUUAGUCCAUUACAUGAAUUGUAAUGAAGCAAGAAUAAGCAACUUCCAAUUCGGAAAAUUAUAUUAUAGCAUUGUUCUUUGACUUUGGCCACAAUGUGGAGAAGUAGUAUAUAUUAUCAAUUUGAAUC